GUUCUAGUUGGGGUAGCAACCUCAGCAUCAACAAUGAUCUGGUUACGACGUGUAACCAUCUUCCCAGUAGCGGCACCAAUCUCAACGCAUUGCCGCGGCAGAUGUCUAGGACUAAUAACCUGAGUACCAAUUCCAUGGCAAUCUAUGAAAACUUGGCACAGCAACUGCAAUUACAGCAACUUCAGCAUGAACUUGUUCGGAAUCAAGAACAGGCGCAGUCUCUGAGCAAUCCGAACAUGGUGUUCUUGGGCAACUCGGUUAGUACUAAGGCUAAACGUGCACGUGCACCUCAACAUGGAAACUUAACUAUUCGAAAACUUAAAAUAUCCAACAAGUUUUCCGGUGAUGAACCAUCGUCGCCAAGUAAUUCAUCGUCGCCAAGUUUUCCGGUGAUGAACCAACAGGCGGGGGUGGCAGCGCUGCCACAUUUUCAAGGGGAAUCGGUUGCCCGCAACGCGGAGGGGAGUGCGCGCACUUCGGGCGCCCGUUUCACCUUGUGAAACCAUUCACCCCCGCCCACGUCCCUAAAGUAUCCUUUUCCCUUCCUUAACGUCUCCCGGGGCACCCGGGCCCGGGGAGUCUCUUCUAAUAUCCAACAAAUUUCAUCGUCGCCAAGUUUUCCGGUGAUGAACCAACAGGCGGGGGUGUCAGGUGCAACAGC
Molecule: messenger RNA, 661 nt
Organism: Amoebophrya sp. A25
Lineage: Eukaryota; Dinophyceae; Syndiniales; Amoebophryaceae
Source: the annotation of a GenBank genome assembly